Oldenlandia corymbosa var. corymbosa is the source of this 3736-nucleotide messenger RNA. Lineage: Eukaryota; Viridiplantae; Streptophyta; Magnoliopsida; Gentianales; Rubiaceae. The record is from the annotation of a GenBank genome assembly.
AAAUUACUGAAACAGAUUAUCAAAAAAAAAAUUUGACGAGCCGGGUUAUUUUACUUGAUGAUUGAAGAAAAUGUGCAGGAAAUUAAGAAAGAAGACCGUAGUCCUGAAGUCUGUUUAGUUGUUAGUUGGGAGAUGUACGAGAGCCCAACCAACCACAGGCUUCCUUCAAAGUCCCGCAAAAUUUUUUUCAAAAAUUCCCUCCAUCCGUCCACAGAGGAACAGACUUUGCUUUUCAUCUUCACUCCUGACACCAACACCUCAACCUCCAUUUGCCAGCCAUCUGUAUCAGUAUUCAGUAUCAUGCAUCAACCCGCCACCCUCCUUCACCUUUACUAAAUAACUUGCCAUUUCAACUGCAACCCCCUCCCAAUAUAGUAUUGUUUCUCCCCUUCUGUUAUAGGAAUAGUUUUUUGUAUACUUAUAAACAACAAGGAUUGAAGGGAAAGGAGCAAAAUAGAGGGGGUUCCAGGAAUUGAUCCAAAAAUGAUGGAAUCCGGUGUUCCUUUGUGCAACACUUGUGGUGAACAAAUUGGGUUGACUUCAAAUGGUGAAGUGUUUGUGGCUUGCCAUGAAUGCAAUUAUCCCAUUUGUAGAUCCUGUUUUGAGUAUGAAAUCAAGGAUGGUCGGGCUUCAUGUAUUCGCUGCGCCACUCCAUACGAUGACAGCUCGUUGAUCACUGAUGGCAAGGCAGAUGAAUCUGGAGGGCAUACCACUAUGGCUUCUCACCUUAGCAAAGACCAGGAUGUUGGGCUUCAUGCCAGGAACAUUAGUAGUGUUUCCACGGCAGACAGUGAAUACAUUGAUGAAUAUGGGAAUCCAAUAUGGAAAAAUAGGGUUGAAAGCUGGAAGGAGAAGAAGAAUAAGAAGAAAAAAGAUAAAAGUAAGCCCGUGAAAGAAGUUCAAAUUCCUGUAGACCAGCAGAUGGAAGAAAAAGGACAAUUGGCAGAGGCUUCUCAGCCUCUUUCCAUUGUAGCUCCAAUACCAAGAACUCAACAGACUUCAUACAGGAUUGUAAUCAUAAUGCGGCUGAUCAUUCUGGGGCUUUUCAUUCACUAUAGAGUGACACAUCCUGUUGAUAGUGCAUAUGCUCUAUGGCUUACUUCUGUUAUUUGUGAGAUCUGGUUUGCGUUUUCGUGGGUUUUGGAUCAGUUCCCUAAAUGGUCCCCGGUCAACAGGACUACAUUCAUUGACAGGUUAUCAGCAAGGUAUGAAAGAGAAGGUGAACCAUCUCAGCUUGCUGCUGUCGACUUCUUUGUCAGUACAGUUGAUCCUCUAAAAGAACCUCCGCUGAUAACUGCCAACACUGUUCUUUCAAUUCUUGCUGUGGACUACCCUGUUGACAAGGUUUCCUGCUACGUAUCUGAUGAUGGUGCUGCAAUGCUCACAUUUGAAUCACUUGCUGAAACUGCUGAAUUUUCCAGAAAGUGGGUUCCAUUCUGCAAGAAGUUUGCUAUUGAACCACGAGCACCUGAAUUUUACUUCUCACAGAAGUUUGAUUACUUGAAGGAUAAAGUGCAGCCAUCGUUUGUGAAGGAACGUCGAGCGAUGAAAAGAGAAUAUGAAGAGUAUAAAGUAAGGAUAAAUGCAUUGGUAGCCAAAGCUCAAAAAACUCCAGAUGAAGGCUGGACAAUGCAAGAUGGAACACCUUGGCCAGGAAAUAACACACGGGACCAUCCCGGCAUGAUUCAGGUAUUCCUAGGAAAUACUGGUGCCCAUGACAUUGAAGGAAAUGAACUUCCUAGGCUGGUUUAUGUUUCAAGAGAGAAGAGACCUGGAUACCAACAUCACAAAAAAGCUGGUGCUGAAAAUGCUCUGGUACGGGUGUCUGCAGUUUUGACAAAUGCACCAUACAUUCUCAAUCUUGAUUGUGAUCACUAUGUGAACAACAGCAAGGCUAUUCGUGAGGCAAUGUGUUUCCUGAUGGAUCCACUAGUUGGAAGGGAUGUAUGUUACGUUCAGUUCCCACAGAGGUUUGAUGGUAUCGACAAAAGUGACAGAUAUGCUAAUCGCAAUACAGUCUUCUUCGAUGUUAACAUGAAAGGGCUGGAUGGCAUUCAAGGUCCGAUGUAUGUGGGUACUGGAUGUGUUUUCAACAGGCAAGCACUCUAUGGAUAUGGACCGCCCUCCUUGCCCAAUGCAACCAAGGUUUCCUCAUCUCAUUCAAGCUGUUGCUGCUGCCUGCGUAAGAAGCCUGCAAAAGAAAAAGAUCCUGCAGAAAUUUAUCGUGAUGCAAAAAGAGAAGAUCUGAAUGCUGCCAUUUUUAACCUCAGGGAAAUUGAGAGUUAUGAUGAGUAUGAGAGGUCAUUGCUGAUCUCACAAAUGAGUUUUGAGAAGACAUUUGGCAUGUCAUCUGUGUUUAUUGAGUCCACAUUGAUGGAAAAUGGCGGUGUAGCUGAGUCUGCAAAUCCAUCCACAUUGAUCAAAGAAGCAAUCCAGGUUAUCAGCUGCAGUUAUGAAGAGAAGACUGCAUGGGGUAAAGAGAUUGGAUGGAUAUAUGGUUCGGUGACAGAGGAUAUCUUGACGGGGUUCAAGAUGCAUUGCCGUGGAUGGAGAUCAUUAUACUGCAUGCCGGUAAGACCAGCAUUCAAAGGAUCAGCGCCAAUCAACUUGUCUGAUCGUUUGCAUCAGGUUCUGCGAUGGGCCUUGGGAUCUGUUGAGAUUUUCCUGAGCAGACAUUGUCCUCUGUGGUACGGAUGGGGUGGUGGCCGUCUUAAGUUGCUUCAAAGACUUGCAUACGUCAACACCAUUGUCUAUCCUUUUACAUCGCUUCCGCUAGUAGCUUACUGUAUAUUGCCAGCUGUUUGUCUCCUGACUGGAAAAUUCAUCAUACCAACGCUAUCAAAUCUCGCAAGUGCUCUAUUUCUCGGGCUCUUCAUUUCCAUCAUAUCCACGAGUGUGCUAGAGCUGCGAUGGAGUGGUGUAAGCAUCGAAGCUUUAUGGCGUAACGAGCAGUUUUGGGUCAUUGGAGGUGUAUCUGCCCAUCUUUUCGCAGUGUUCCAAGGAUUUCUCAAAAUGCUGGCGGGUGUUGACACUAACUUCACAGUUACAGCGAAAGCAGCGGACGACACAGAGUUUGGAGAACUGUACAUGAUCAAAUGGACAACAGUUCUGAUCCCUCCAACAACCAUCAUCAUUAUCAACAUUGUUGGUGUGGUUGCUGGAUUCUCUGAUGCAUUAAACAGCGGAUACGAGUCUUGGGGACCGUUAUUCGGCAAAGUGUUCUUCGCAUUUUGGGUGAUUGUUCAUCUAUAUCCUUUCCUCAAAGGUCUAAUGGGGCGCCAAAACAGGACACCAACCAUUGUUGUGUUAUGGUCUGUGCUAUUAGCCUCUGUCUUCUCUCUUGUUUGGGUUAAGAUAAAUCCAUUUGUGAGCAAAGUGGAUCCCUCUAAACUGGCUCAAGGCUGCAUUUCAAUUGACUGCUGAGGUUUUGGACCAGACAAGACUUUUUUGCUUAAAUUUUGGAACUACUCAUCAUCAUCUCAUAUAUGCUUUGUAGCUAAGAUAUAAGUUUAUAGAAGAAAAGAAUGUAUGAAUUACAAUUUGCUCAAUUGUUGAGUGUUCAAAAAGGAAGAAUCAUUCUUCAACAAAGAAGAAAGAAAUGAAUGGAUAUAGUCAUUUUAGUAUUGUGAUAGUUGUUUGAUAAAAAUAUGUAGUUCCUUUCUACUUUUGCUUCAACAGGAAGAGUGAACCAAAUUCUCAAAAAAAAGAGUCUUAUUUUUUAAAAAAUACUCCCUCU